UUGCCUACACACUCUUCCAGUCGGGCGUGAUUUGGCGAACGAGAGUGAAAGGGAAAGAUGCCGGCCGGACAUGGACUGAGGUCGAGAACUAGGGACUUGUUUGCAAGAGGUUUCAGGAAGAAGGGUACCAUUCAUCUAUCUACCUACCUCAGAACUUAUCACGUUGGCGAUUAUGUUGAUAUCAAGGUUAACGGCGCCAUUCACAAAGGUAUGCCUCAUAAGUUUUACCACGGCCGUACUGGUCAAGUCUGGAACGUCACCAAGCGUGCCAUCGGUGUCGAAAUGAACAAGCAGGUUGGUAACAGAAUAAUCAAGAAAAGGAUCCAUGUGCGUAUUGAGCACGUAAUGCCUUCCAGGUGCACCGAAGAGUUCAAGCAGAGAGUUAAGAAGAAUGAUGUACUAAAGGCUGAAGCCAAGGCUAAGGGUGUGGUGAUCAGCACCAAGAGGCAACCUUUGGGACCCAAACCCGGGUUUAUGGUGGAAGGUACUACUCUAGAGACCGUUACUCCUAUUCCUUACGAUGUGGUUAAUGAUCUCAAGGGUGGAUACUAAUUUAAAAAGCGUUGUGUUGUGGUUCGUGUUAAUUUUUUGUUUCGCUACAUUUGGGAACACUAGAACUGCUGAUUUGUUUUUUGUUCAUCAUCUUAUAAUUUAGACUGCUCAUGUUUUGUUCUAGAUUUUCAAGUGAGUUAUAAUUAAAAAGCAAUCACUACUUUGUGU
Messenger RNA from Cynara cardunculus var. scolymus (artichoke), 720 nucleotides. RefSeq names its product 60S ribosomal protein L21-2. Bases 58 to 552 code for a protein of 164 amino acids. The transcript is spliced from 2 exons. Lineage: Eukaryota; Viridiplantae; Streptophyta; Magnoliopsida; Asterales; Asteraceae. The record is from RefSeq and is a predicted model, not a curated record. Gene Ontology annotation, molecular function: structural constituent of ribosome. Gene Ontology annotation, biological process: translation. Gene Ontology annotation, cellular component: ribosome; cytosolic large ribosomal subunit.